Molecule: messenger RNA, 3945 nt
Organism: Photinus pyralis (common eastern firefly)
Lineage: Eukaryota; Metazoa; Arthropoda; Insecta; Coleoptera; Lampyridae
Exons: 2
Coding region: 265-3747 (1160 amino acids)
Biological process (GO): DNA integration
Molecular function (GO): nucleic acid binding
Source: RefSeq, a predicted model, not a curated record
UAUAAAAUGGAGGCAAAGGAGUGUCAGAGACACUUAGAAUUGAUUAAUUUUUAAAUGUAUAUGAGAUGGCAUUGAGAAUAAAGUUUUUUGACGUGACAGAAACAAUUUUUAUAUAAAGACUUUUAUUUCUACAACCGAACCGUUUAAUUAAUGCAAGACGGGUAGUUUUGUGUUAAUAUUGAACAUUUGGCGACCGUGACACCCUGGAAUAAUUGUUUUCGAUUGUUGUCUGCGAUAAAUUUGUUCAGGUAUACAUUGACAAUCAUGGAUCAACCCAAAAGGCAUCGUAGAGUACUCCGUACCACCUUCACUAAAUCGGCGAAAGAAUUAGAAGACUUUUUAUCGGCGCCGGAAGGAAAGGCACGUUUAAUCUCUGUAUCGCUGGGUAUUUUGAAACAGAAAUAUGAUGAUCUAAGAAGAAUUGACAGUGAUAUAUACCAGUCUCUAUUGGAAAGUGAUGGAAGUGAAGCAGAAUUGCUGGCAGAGAUGGAUGGUAGUGAAGUUUACAUUAGGAAAUUCACUGACUUGAACGCACAAGCCGAGGAUUUUCUACAGAAGCCGCGAGGAGAGCUAGGUGAAGAGGUAAACUCCGUAGCCUCGGAAAGUAAUGUAGGAGGCAGAUCAGAUGGACGUUAUGAAGUCAGGUUGCCAUGGUUAGAGGGACAUCCAGCGCUGCCUAGCAAUUAUUACAUGGCGAAGAGGAGAUUGGAUAACACAAUGAAGAAAAUCAUUAAGGAUGGUUAUUUCGAGGCGUAUGAUCAAGUAUUUAAAGACUGGCUAACUGACAACAUUAUUGAAGAGGUGUUAGAGGAUCAAGUGAACAAGUCGGCCCAUUAUCUACGGCCAGUGAUUAAACCUAACAGCACAACGACAAAGAUACGACCGGUUUUCGAUGCGUCCGCCAGAGAAAAGGAUAACCCUUCAUUAAACCAAUGUCUAGAAAAGGGGGUUAAUUUAAUUGAACUAAUUCCGGCUAUUUUGUUAAGGUUUAGACAGCAAAGACUUGGUGUAAUUUCUGACAUCAGUAAAGCUUUUCUACAGAUCAGUAUACAUUCGGAGGACAGAGAUUUUCUUAGAUUCUUAUGGUAUGAUAAGGAGAACAACCUCAAAGUGUUUCGUCAUAGACGGGUGGUGUUUGGAAUUACUAGUAGUCCUUUCUUGUUGGGAGCUUCGUUAGAAUAUCAUCUGUCAAAAUUUGUGAAGGAAUAUGACUCGAAAUACGCUUUUGCCAAAGAAACUGCUAAGAAAUUAUCAAACAGCUUUUACGUAGAUAACUGCGUUACUAGUGUUUCUAAUGAAAGAGAAUUGGAAACCUUUAUCAAAGAAGCCAUUAUUAUAAUGACGGAAGGCAAAUUCGACCUCAGAGGGUGGGAGUAUACUCACCAAGUCCAAGAGGAUGCCUCUAACGCUUACGCGGUGGUUCUGGGGGUAAAGUGGGACAAGUUGAAUGAUACUUUAUCUAUAAACCACGAUGACGAAGACAUCAAAUCGCUCUUAAGCAAACCGGUAACUAGAAGAUUAAUGCUGUCACAAGCACAAAGGGUGUUUGAUCCUAUAGGUUAUAGUUGUCCAGUUACAUUGCUCCCAAAGUUGUGGUUACAGAAAACAUGGAAAAAACAAAUGAGGUGGGACGAUAAAGUUGACGAUGAACUGGAAACUCGUUUUCGUAUCUGGGUACAAGAAUCGAUACCUCGUCUGGAGUUGAUGGCCGCAGUAAUUGGUGUUAGAUUAUAUACUACCGUCAAGGAAAGCUUAUACAUGGAGAUGGAACCUUUUUUCUGGAGUGACUCGACAACCGUAUUGUCAUGGGUGAGGAGACCCGAAGAGUGGUCUACAUUUGUCUGGAACCGCGUGUCAGAAAUACGAAAAUUGUCUUGCAGUGAAAAUUGGCACCACGUCCCCGGUAAAUUGAAUCCUGCUGACCUACCUUCACGAGGUUGUUCAGCCAAACAGUUACUUGAGUCAAAAUGGUGGGAGGGACCACAAUGGCUUUAUCAAGACGUAUCUAUUGAUCCUCAAUCAGAUUUAGAUUACAAUGAACAGGAGAUCAAUCAAGAGAGGAAGAAAAAAUUGGUUACGACACUGAUUAAUGACGAGCAACCAAAAAUGUCAUCAAGUGAUUGGCAUUUCGAUUAUUUUUCUCAUUAUCAAAAAACCCUCCGUAUGUGUGCAUGGAUAUUACGAUGCAUUUACAAUUUAAGAAAUAAAGAUCGACUCAAAGGUAACUUGAGUUCUGAAGAAAUUAAACGAGCUGAAAUAUUUGUCCUACGAGUUGUGCAAAAGGAGUCUUUUUCAAAUAAUAACGAUAAGAGACUAUGUGGCAUGGACAUUUAUAAAGACAAAAACGACCUAAUUAGGUUGAAGUCACGGAUUAGUAACCGAAACGAUUGUCAAAAUUUUCUAUUUCCCAUAGUUUUGCCAGCAAGGCAUUUUUUGGUCAAUCAGCUUAUAUUCCAAGAGCAUUUAAGAUCAUGUCAUAGUGGAGCACAGGGACUUAUGAGUCAGUUACGUCAAAGGUAUUGGAUUCUAGGAGGACGACGAACUAUAAAAUCAGCAAUUUCACGUUGUGUAGUGUGCAGGAGACAAAAUGCCAAACCUUUUGUUGUGAGGACACCUCCUUUGCCAGUUGAUCGUGUUCGGGAUGCUAACGCGUUUGAAGUAACGGGUGUGGACUUAGCGGGGCCUUUAUAUCUGAAAACUGGAGAAAAGGUUUGGGUAUGCCUCUUCACGUGUGCCGUAUAUCGUGCUGUACAUCUUGAAAUUUGUACUGCAUUAUCGGUGGUUAGUUUCAUGCAGGCUUUAAGACGGUUUAUUGCCCGACGGGGUCGUCCGAAGACUAUAUAUAGUGACAAUGGGACUAAUUUUGUAGGCACUGAAAAUGCUUUUUCGCGAGUAAACUUUGAAGAAAUCGCAGAGAGCAGUGGUAUUGAACGUAUUCAAUGGCGAUUCAACCCACCUACGGCAGCGUGGUGGGGAGGUUUUUGGGAAAGACUUGUGGGAGUUUUAAAGCAGUUAUUACGCAAAGUGUUGGGACGUUCUUCACUAGACUAUGAAAGUUUAAUGACAGUAAUGUGUGAUUGUGAAGCCGUGAUCAAUUCAAGGCCACUUAUUUGUUCUGAUGAUGCAAAAGAUUUAGUACCUUUAACGCCCAUGAUGUUCCUUAGAGAUCAAGUAGAGAGUGGAGUUUCAGACUGUGAUGAGGUUGAUCAAAAGACUCUAUCUAGGAAAGUUGUGUAUCGGCAAAAAUUGGUUGCUGAUCUUCGACGAAGAUUCCGCAAUGAGUACUUAGGGCAGUUAAAAUUAUGGUUCAAGGGGCGAUGUAACCGACAAGUUAGAGUGGGGGAUAUCGUGUUGGUUGGUAAUGAUAAAGACAAGCGAGUUAACUGGCCGCUUGGUCGAGUGGUAACCCUUCUUCCAGGAAAGGAUGGCAAUAAGCGACUUGUGAGAGUUAUUACCGAAAGGGGACAACUUCUGAGACCUGUACAACGUUUGUACCCUCUGGAGUGCGCCGUCGAUUUUACUCUAAAUGAGGAUAGAACGAAUAACGACUCAGAUAUUUCUUCUCGAAGUCAGUGUGAAAAUAUUGAAGUGCCUAUUUUUGAAAGUGUAAUUGAGGACGAUCACGCGAAAACGGGAGUGUCAAAAAGUAGAGUACCCGAAACGUACAAAAGUGAUAUACGUUACGUUACGCGGAGUGGACGGAAGAUUAAAACACCUUCAAAAUAUUCAGAGUUUUAUAGGAUUUAAAUUAAUUCCUUUUCAUAUGUUAACUUUUAUUUUCUGAUUGUUUGUUCACGGUAUCUCUGAUUUCUUAUGAGCCACAUUUUUGUUAAAAUUUUGCCUCAGGUGGGAGGAUGUCAGAGACACUUAGAAUUGAUUAAUUUUUAAAUGUAUAUGAGAUGGCAUUGAGAAUAAAGUUUUUUGACGUGACAGAAACAAUUUUUA